Messenger RNA from Daldinia loculata, 1386 nucleotides. RefSeq lists its product as uncharacterized. Bases 258 to 995 code for a protein of 245 amino acids. The transcript is spliced from 3 exons. Gene Ontology annotation, biological process: mycotoxin biosynthetic process. The record is from RefSeq and is a predicted model, not a curated record. NCBI's taxonomy places the organism in Eukaryota, Fungi, Ascomycota, Sordariomycetes, Xylariales, Hypoxylaceae.
AAAUAAUCCAAUGAGUGCAACUCUAGAUUAUUUAUAGGCCCCGCCACCUCCUAAACCCAACCCGGAACGGAGCAUCGUAGAAUUUCCUUUUUAGGUAGGUAAAUUCUACAUUGCCUAAUAAGCCCCAAACGACUUAUCACUCCGCGCCGUUCCCAUUAUCAGCUGUUAUAGUUCGUGUUCUUGUCUCGCGAUUUUAUGCUUAGAGCGCAUUCUAAUCUAAGCAUUAGCCUCUUCAAAAUCUCGCGCGAGCUUUCACCAUGGCAUCCACCAAGGAGAACGAUAACGAGGAAGAGCAGGCAUUCCUUCAACCCGGGGCGCCCCAGGAAGAUGUUGCUUGGUCUCAGGAAGGACGGGGCCCUCGCAAGGCAACACGAUACCUGCGACUCGCACUAGAGAUUGCAAUGGCAGUCAUCAUAAUUCUGCUGUUGGGCAAUCUAAUUUACCAACGAAUAGAUGGCAAACAAACUCCAGUUCCGAAUUUUCCCCGAAAGACGUACACGUUCCUCCCGGAUGCUAAGUACGUACGCGACGACAUGCUCUUCGACGAACAUGACACCCUCCAUACUCUUCACAACUGGAUACCGCUAAGCGCAGACGCCAGAGGCUACGUCCAAAUUCCCGAUUAUGAAGCCUACGACAUUCUCGGAAAACCCCAUAUAGUGGCCAUCAACCGGACGUCUGACGGACCCGCAUACAUGAUGUCGGUUUUCCACCAGCUUCAUUGCCUGUCAUAUCUGGUCGAGCAUUACCAGCAAGGAUACGCCGGCGUCAAAUUGACAGAAGAGGUAGCCCAUCACUCGUCACACUGCUUCGACUAUCUCCGCCAAUCCAUCAUGUGUUCCGCGGAUACCAACUUAGAGGGAGAAUCGGAAUACGGUCCAGGCUGGGGAUCAAAACACGAAUGCGCCGAUUACGAUGCUGUGCUAGCUUGGGCAAAUAAGCAUUCGGCGAUGAGAUGGAGGAAUGGUCUUCUCCCGGAAGAUUCUGUACUCUAAUUCAAAUUAGUUGGUUCUUGGUUUCGACAAAUUGUAUAUAUGAUCAUUAAGGCACCUCCUAUUAUACAAACUGCAUGCGCUAGGAAAGGGACAGGGGCAAGAAGCGUACAUCGACAGAGCUGUGUAAUACUGUAGUAGUGAAGCAGAGGCCUGCUGCAGAAAUGUAUGAGGUGCUAUUCAAGUAGCAACUUAAAGGCUGCUGGUACAUCUGCUGGUUGCUAGGCAGCGUGGUGCAUCCGAAGUUGACUUAAGGUAGCUUAGCAUGUCAGUCUUAACAACAGCAUCCUCAAGACGAAAGUACAGCAAGGAUGACUAGGAUCAUAUAAGCUAGAAAACGCAGUGGAACCUAUAUUGUAGAAUAACGCAAGAAUAUAGCUGCCAUUAUACAUAA